AUGCCGAGCAAACAACGGACUUUCGAAUUGGUGGACGCGCCAAAAGUCCAUCGACCAAUGACCAGUAAGCAAGCAAAAAAAGCAUAUCAAAAAGCAAAUCGAACGCCACGAACAACGAAAGCCGAACAAAAGCGACGAGAUGCCGAAGAACUGGCGAAGCACAGAAAAGCAUAUGAAAAAGAACAAGCAGCUGCGAAAGCGAAAGCGGCAAGAGAUAAAAAGGUUGCAAAAGCAUUAGAGCAGAAAGAAGAAAGGAAGAGACAGGGGAUACCGGAACCCAGCAGAUAUGUUCGCCCAAGUCAGUCAAGGAUUUCUUUAUUUUUGAAGCAGGGAACCAAGAGAUUUCGGGAGAUGUCACAUACAGGUGAAGAGUCUGAAGGUACUAUGUGCGACGAAUUGGAUGACGAAUCGCCCGCAAAACGAGUUGCGCAUGGAAUUUCCGAGGAGGAUGAGGAUGAAAAUGGAAAUGAGGAUAAAGUCUUAUCGAAACAAAUUACGCGUCGCGAUUUUGAGUACGAAGAUAAAACCCAGAAGGAACAGCCUACAAACAAAAAGAGUGAGGAGGAAAUAGUCAUUUCGAGGUCAGCAAUGCUACCAGAAGAUUCCGAGGACGAAUUUGGAGAUUUUCCGCCCUUAUCAGAAAACGAUAUUUCAUUAUUGGAUACUAGUUCUAUGCAUUCCACCUCAUCAAAUGCGAAUAUAGGUAAAGUCAGAUCUGCAGGUUUGACAAGACCCCCGUUUCAAACACCUACCACGCCAUUCAAUGAUGAGCAGGAGCUACCACGGAUGAAGAAUUUUGAAAGGGAGCGAAUCUCGCCUGAUGAUCCAUUUGAAUUAGAGAAUAUGCUUGAUUCUCAAAUCCGUUCCGAAGCAGCAGAUGCAGUUUGCAAAUCAGAUAGUAAACAAGCAAUAUUAAUUGACGAAAAGGCCAAUAGAGACGACACAAAAUCUACAACCUCCACAUCAAGAAUGUCUAUAAAGAAUUUCGCAGAGGAAAGAGAACUUCUUUGGCAUGCCCCUAUUCAUGGUAGAAAUAUGUCAACUUCCCAAUCCAUACAUACUAAAUCACCAUUACGUCUUCCCAGGGGUUCAGCUACAAUAGUGACGCACGACAAGCAAAACAAUUCACACUCACGCACAGUACCUUAUGAUCGUCUACAAGAUCCUUCUUCCAAUAUAAAUUGCAAUACAGUUUCAGCACCAGGAACAAAUACACGCCUCAAUUCCAGGCCGCCAAAUAGAAACCCACCCCCCGCGCAGACAUCAAUGGAUGUUGCUCCAGCUAUGUCAAAGAAUGCUACUGUCACUGCCUCUGAAAUUUCAGUCUCUCGAUCAACCAAUCUGGAUCAGCAGGGCUCGCGAGAGGAAUUCGUUCACUCUCUUGUGCCCAAACCUCACCAUAUCAAACGAGAACCGGCUCAAAAUUCACCUGUUCAAGCCCCUACAUCCAAAUCCUAUAUACGCCCCGCACUCCAGGAGAAAUCUAUAAACAUGGGUCCCCCAGCUCUUCCCCAGAAAAGCAAACUUGGAACGUCCUUUGUUGCUCCAGUCAAUACUAGGAAAGCAACCGAUCCUUAUAGUCUUCCACCUUCCACGCAAGCAUUUCUUGAAUCUCAUCUUGAUGACUUCUUUCCUAGUGCAACUCAAGAAGCUAGAGAAUUAUGUGAAGAAUCCAUUAUAUCUCAAUCUUUCACAGACUUAGGUAGGAACUUUUCUCACAAACAAGACCAAGAAAAUCGAGGCCAUGUGAAGGAUAAUGUACCCACAUCAGCAGUUCCUACAACUGCUGAUGAUGAAUUUGGAGGCAUGCUAUCUACGCAGGAACUCAAGAUGUUUUCGCAGGAUUGGGAAAUUUCUGACUCAACGCCCCAAAAAGGAAAUGAGAGGGAAGAUACCAUUGAAUCACACAAAGAGAUAACGAUAGGAAUAGAAGAUCUGCAAAGCUUUAUUUGUAGCCAAGACUCAAUUUUUUCCAAUCAGGAACUCGCUGGAUUGGAGAAUGCGUCAAAAGCCAAAUCACCGAUGGCAGAUUUCUCACAGCUACCACAAGCUCAAAUUUCUACUUUUAGUCACCAUCAAGAUCGACCAGCAAGAUUGCAAAGCCAGUCAGAUGAACCAAGUACUCCACAGAUUGAUCCAGAUAUGGAACUCACGCCCAAACCAAAAAGAUCACCUUGGUUCAAGGAGAAACCGGAAGAUAAGUUUACUAAAAAGAGAUUUUUUACCGAGAAACCAGAAGAUUUGGAGGCUGCUGCUUUAGCGGAGAGUAAGAAAGCAUGGGAUGAAAUUAAAGAGGCAACUUCUUCUAAUAGACACAACUUUGACGAUGACCUUGAACCUGAAAUCGAUGGACAGCUUAAAGCUGCACUUGCUGAAAGUAAGGAGUGGGAUGAGGUAUAUAAAGCGGUUCUUCCCACACCUACACCAAGAAAGACUAGCGAGAGGGGCAGACGUGAGAUGGAUAUUGAGGAGGCAGAAUUCCAAACACCAUCACGAAUCAUAGAUAAGCAGAAGGGAGCGAGUGCUAUCGCGAACGAGUCGCAUCAAUUCAAAAGGGCUGCUAGUGUUGCUAGUACCGAUUAUGGUGAUGGAGAGGUUUCUGAUUGGGACGAGGUAUUGGAUGGACUUUGA
Messenger RNA from Botrytis porri, 2631 nucleotides. RefSeq lists its product as uncharacterized. The coding region runs from base 1 to 2631 and encodes 876 amino acids. Lineage: Eukaryota; Fungi; Ascomycota; Leotiomycetes; Helotiales; Sclerotiniaceae. The record is from RefSeq and is a predicted model, not a curated record. The transcript has a single exon.